UUUUUUUUGUAAUUAUUAUUCACUAUUAUUUAUAAUGAGACCUUAUACUAUUGGAUUAGUAGCUACUGGUAUUGUAGUUGUCUCUGGACUCAGUUACAUUGUAUAUUAUGAUUAUAAACGACGAAAUGAUCCUCAUUAUCGAAAACAACAAAAACGGGAAAGAAAGAGAGAAAUCAAAAAAGCAAACAAGAAUCAAAAAGAGGAAGCAUUCGCGACUAUUCAAAAGGUAUUAGACCAAGUAGCUCAAGACGAAUUCCCUACCUUAGCAGAAGAAAAAGAAGUAUACUUUAUGAACCAGAUAUCUUUGGGUGAAUCUCUGGCUGCAAAAGGUGAAGCAUAUUAUCAUGAAAGUGUCCUUCCCUUCUAUCGUGCUCUAAAGGUGUACCCAAAACCGCUAGAUUUGAUCAUGAUCUAUCAGAAGACUGUACCGGAUGCCAUAUUUCAAAUCAUCAUUAGUAUCAUGAGCCUUGAACAAAAGAAGAUUCAAAAUGGAUUCUAUGAUCAAUUCCCACCUAAAAAUACUCAUGUCAAGUUGAUGGAAUUACCUUCUAUCGAUAAAAUGGAUGACCCGAAGAGACAAACUCUACGACGUGGAUUAGUUGCUGACAAGAAUAUAAAAGCCGGUGAUGUCAUUUAUACUGAACAACCUUUUAUCUCUACCCUUUAUCCUUCAUUAGAGGGUGAAUAUUGUCAUUACUGCUUGAAACGAAUGGAUGGAAAGGACAGAUCGAUCAGCUGCAGCAAUUGUACCAACACUGUUUUUUGUAGCAUUGAAUGUGAACGACAAGGAUUGACAAAAUUUCAUCAAUUUAUGUGUACUAACAACAAGUAUAGCUCAAGCACCAAAGAAGCCGCCUUUGAUGAUUAUUGUUCCAAAUACGAACUCAAAUAUCCCCAAAUGAUUACUCGUUUCUUGUCAAGCAUGGUGGCAGAAGAAAUGGAAGCCAAACAACCUGAUCAACAACGGCAACAUUAUUCAUCUUGGGAUCACAUGGAACGAAUGCGUUAUCUAGAAGCAGUCCCUACAGAAAACACACAACUUGAAAUCUCACUAAUCAAGGAUGUUUUAACAAACAAAGUACCCGGUAUUGGCCAAUUCUUGACGGAUGAUAUUUACCUGAUGUUGAAGGGCAAAUUGAUCUACAAUGCUUAUCCUAUCCCAGAUCCUUCCAUUGAAGUUCAUCAUGACGAUGAUCAGAUGGCUUUGGAUGAAAAAUAUCGGAUACUUCCUUCCUUGAAGAAUCAAAAGAUAGUCGGUACCGCACUUUACAAGAUCUCAACAUAUAUUGGACAAUCUGCAACACAACCAAAUGUCAAACUCGUUUUCAUGGACAAUAGUAACCAUCUCACCGUGGUCGCACUUCAAGAUAUAGACAAGGAUCAAGAGUUGACGGCUGAAUACAUUUUACCCAAUUAGACUAGAUAUGUUUUUAUAUUAUUAUAUUUUUCACUCUUGGAAACAAUAAAAAUUAAAAAAAAAAAAA
Halteromyces radiatus is the source of this 1484-nucleotide messenger RNA. RefSeq lists its product as uncharacterized. Bases 35 to 1417 code for a protein of 460 amino acids. Gene Ontology annotation, molecular function: protein binding; transmembrane protein transporter activity. The record is from RefSeq and is a predicted model, not a curated record. NCBI's taxonomy places the organism in Eukaryota, Fungi, Mucoromycota, Mucoromycetes, Mucorales, Cunninghamellaceae. Gene Ontology annotation, biological process: protein targeting; tRNA import into mitochondrion; protein import into mitochondrial matrix. The transcript is spliced from 6 exons. Gene Ontology annotation, cellular component: mitochondrial outer membrane; mitochondrial outer membrane translocase complex.